This is a messenger RNA of Peronospora matthiolae, 444 nucleotides long. NCBI's taxonomy places the organism in Eukaryota, Oomycota, Peronosporomycetes, Peronosporales, Peronosporaceae. The record is from the annotation of a GenBank genome assembly.
AUGCAGAUGCAGGAACUGCGCAAGAAGCUCGUGGGGGAGGACAGCGAUGCAAAACUGAACGGUCAUGAGGUGGAGACGCGGUUGCUGUGCGGUUACGUGAUGCUUGACGAGAUUCUGAAAGAGUUUUGCUCAAUUCUAUUUGCCCGCGAGCGUUUGAGGACGCUUCCGCUUCAACCGGAAGGAUAUUUUAUGGAGCCGAAGCGGGCUGGGUCGUUUUCUCCCUUUUCGAUGGUGCAGCGCGAGCGCGCUCCAUCCAGCGAAACCUUUUUUUCUGACGAUGGUUCUGAGGUGGACGAGGGUUCACCACGCAAUGAGGAACGCAUUGGCAAGGAGUUUGAGGCUCUGUUAGCUGAAGCUCAGUCCAGCAUGGAUGAAUUACUUGUUGGUUCUAGCGAGGGCUUGACGAUGUAUGCGUCCAGAAGCAGACCUAAAGACAUAUACUGA